AUGGUUGACGUUGAGAAGACUGCGCGUACCGGAGACUCCGUCGACAGCGGCAGAGACGAGUCACGCAAGGAAGACGACGUUCUUGUCAAGCGGAGUGAACAAGAUCAGGUCUCAUUAACGGAAGACGGACUGGUGGCGUCAUAUCCCGUAGGCGAGUGCUCUGAAAGAGACAACGGCGGCGGCGACACGGGAGACUGUUCGGUAACGGACCAGGGCGAUCUCGAGGCCGGCACCAACAGCGCCACGCAAGCCGUAAAACGCCGAAGGUAUGAGCAUCUGGAGAGGCUGCUAAAAGCUGCCACUCUGUAUACCAGUGUACUUUCAGAACAGAUUCGGCAACAGCAGGAACAGUAUCGGCGGCGCGCGCAUCAGCAGACCAGCACCCCUCACAACGAGCGCUCGAGCAAGCCCGGAAGCACCGCAGGCGAGAAGAAACUAAAAACACUCGUUGAAACUGCAGACAGAGAGCAGGUUGACGUGCGUCGGACGGAAGCGCGGGAUGCCGGCGCGUUGCAGUUGCAAGAAUUUACCGGCGGUGUUCUCCGAGAUUACCAGCUCGCCGGCCUCGAGUGGUUGGUUUCUCUCUAUGAAAAUGGCAUCAAUGGUAUCCUAGCAGAUGAAAUGGGGUUGGGGAAGACGAUUCAGUGUAUUGCUUUGAUCUGCCAUCUCCGUGAAAUGGGGGUUCAAGGCCCCUUCCUUAUUGUAGGACCCCUGACUGUACUGCCGAACUGGAUUUCCGAAUUCCAACGCUUUGCGCCCAGUGUGUACGCCCUGCUUUAUCACGGGACGAAGAGCGAACGCCAGUUACUUCGCAAACGGCACCUGAGUACACGCAACGGUGCAUCAAACAUGCCCGUCGUCAUUACCAGCUACGAAAUCGUCAUGCGCGAUCGAGUCUACCUCAGCAAAUAUCACUGGGCAUACAUCAUUAUCGAUGAAGGUCAUCGUAUCAAAAACAUGGACUGCCAGCUGCUGCGAGAGCUCCAAAGUUACACUUCAGCGAAUCGCUUGUUGAUAACCGGCACACCGCUGCAGAACAACCUGGAUGAACUGUGGUCGCUGCUCCACUUUCUAAUGCCUGACAUUUUCGACUCAGUUGAGCUCUUCCGAGAAUGGUUCGAUUUUGGGAAUGAUAUCGCGGCUGGUGCCCUCGAAAGACAACAAGAGGACGCCAUCGUGUCGAAGCUGCAUAUGAUCCUGCGUCCAUUCAUGCUUCGCAGACUAAAAAGCGAUGUGGAGAAAAAAAUGCCGAAGAAACGCGAAAUCUACUUGUUCGCUCCGUUAAGCGCCCUGCAGCGAGAGUACUACAUGGCUAUCAUGCAGGAUAGGAUCCAUGAGCUUUUGAACGCCCGCUAUGGUCGCGAAUAUACGCGCCCGCUCACCUUGCGCAACAAGUUCAUGCAGUUGCGCAAAGUAUGCUGCCAUCCGUACCUGAUCGCUGAGCCCGAGGAGAACUUCACUGAUGGCGCCUACCCGAUCACUGAUGAGCGACUCGUUCACGCAGCUGGGAAGCUGGCCCUGGCUGAUCGCCUGCUACCUCGUCUUCGAGCGCGAGGCCACAAAGUGCUACUUUAUUCACAGUUCACCUCGAUGCUCAAUAUUCUGGAAGAUUAUCUGCAACUGCGUGGCCACAAAUACGCUCGCAUCGAUGGUUCGGUGAAAUUUGAGGAUCGCAUUCGGCAGAUGGAGGCGUUCAACUCUCCCGAUUCGGAGAUCUUCAUUUUCUUAAUGAGCACACGAGCCGGUGGACUUGGACUCAACCUCCAAGCCGCCGACACGGUGAUCUUCUACGACAGCGACCCGAACCCGCAAAUGGACCUGCAGGCCAUGGACCGUUGCCAUCGAAUUGGCCAACGCAAACCGGUGCACGUGUAUCGUCUGGUCACACCCAACUCAGUCGAGGAGCGCAUGCUGAACCGAGCUGUAGAGAAGCGUAAGCUUGAGCGGCUCGUUGUGACCCGCGGUCACUUUUACUGCGAUGCAACCCAUGCGUCGCUGCAGGCACCGUCCGCGCCGUCAGCGUCGAACGCAGGUCCAUCGACGACUCCCGAUGAGAAUCGAAAUCCCAGCCAGACGGUAUCCAGUUUUGAUGAAGCAUUGGUGCAGAAACUGAGCGCACUGGAGGAGAACCUUCUCGACCUGGAUACCAUCGCGUCCAAGGAACAAGUAGAGCGGAUUUUGGAAGAGCUGGUGAACUUUGUCCCGGCCGAGGCUGAGUACGGCAAUGGAGGUCAGAUCACCGACGCAGACCUCGAUGCGUUGAUGGAUCGGGAGGAAAUGAUCGAUCAGGAGGCCGAGUCGCAUGCGGAUGCCGAAUCGCUACCUUUGCAGGAAUCAGCAUCCACGCAAGCAUCGCAAACGAGUCGCUCGUGUCGUCGGAAACGCGCAGCUAUGGACGCGAAUGAGGCAGCUCCUCUGAACCUGAGCGAGACGACCGACGCUGAUGGUAUCCAGACGAAGACAGAUGCAGUUGUGUUUCGGCGUCAGAUCGCCCAGGGUCGCGGUUACCAGAUUUUCGAGUCCGGUGGCGAAUCGAAACUCUUUCAAUGA
This is a messenger RNA of Cyanidioschyzon merolae strain 10D, 2550 nucleotides long. Its product is annotated as SWI/SNF related, matrix associated, actin dependent regulator of chromatin, subfamily a. The record is from RefSeq and is a predicted model, not a curated record. The coding region runs from base 1 to 2550 and encodes 849 amino acids. The transcript has a single exon. Lineage: Eukaryota; Rhodophyta; Bangiophyceae; Cyanidiales; Cyanidiaceae. Gene Ontology annotation, molecular function: DNA binding; ATP binding; ATP-dependent chromatin remodeler activity. Gene Ontology annotation, cellular component: nucleus.